Molecule: messenger RNA, 1245 nt
Organism: Symbiodinium sp. CCMP2592
Lineage: Eukaryota; Dinophyceae; Suessiales; Symbiodiniaceae
Source: the annotation of a GenBank genome assembly
AUGCGCUGCGCACUGGCAUCGCAGCUGCGAAGCACAGCUGCCGGGCGCCCGACGAGUCCCCGGAGACUGCAGCCUACCCGUGAGGCCCGCAUCUGCAACCAGCAGAGUGAGCGACUCCAUCAUGCCGACGUUGGAAGCUGCCGCGACCAAGACAGCUCACGAAGUCUGAUCUGCGACUCGUGCUGCACCGAAAAGGUCACAGCGAUGGACUUGACUUCUGCACUGGAGAUCCGUUUGCAUGAGGCUGAGCGGCGAAUUACCGUGCUACUUCGCAACGUGAAGUUCGUGGAAGAGUUUCGCCACCUCUGCCGAAAGGAGCGACACGAGCGAGAGUGCGAGUGGGAAACAAUCGGCUCCGUCGUGGUGCAACCGCCUUCCACGCCAAGGCCGGCUUCGACCCGACCCGGCUGCGCUGCCGUCGCCAGGGAGGCGGCUCCCGCGGCGGCUCAAGUCGAGGCUUUGGAGGCUCGCGUGGCCAAGUUAGAGACACUCGACUUCGAGGGACGGAAGGAAGUCUCGGCUGUGAAGAACACGGCCGAGGCUUUGGAUUUUAGAGUGGCGACGCUGGAAGCCAUGGACAUCAGCCUCAAGGCCAAUGAUGUGGAGAUGAUGCUGUUCCAGGGCAGUCUGGCAACCUUAAGGCAGCUACAACAGAUGCCGCUGCAACAGGCCCUCGGCUCCGUUCGGGUGCAAGCUCCUACCACAGCAAGGCCGGCUUCGACCCGACCCGGCUGCGCUGCCGUCGCCAGGGAGGCGGCUCCCGCGGCGGCUCAAGUCGAGGCUUUGGAGGCUCGCGUGGCCAAGUUAGAGACACUCGACUUCGAGGGACGGAAGGAAGUCUCGGCUGUGAAGAACACGGCCGAGGCUUUGGAUUUUAGAGUGGCGACGCUGGAAGCCAUGGACAUCAGCCUCAAGGCGCCGGAAACGGAGGAGAAGUUGCUGGACCCUGGCAGCCUGGCAACCUUAACGCAACUUGCAGAGCAAGCACUACAAGAGGUGUCAAAAGUCUCCGAACUCUCCGCGCGGCUUGGCUCAUUGCAGAGGCGUCUGACGGAGCGACAAGCUGCCAUGGAGUCGCAAUCCGAGGAGUUCGGCCGAGCUCUGCUCAGUCUGCUGAGUGACUUUCAGGUCCACAGUGCGCAGGCAGAGAAGAAUUGGGCUUCUUUCGAGGAGGCAUUAAGCCGAAGAGCGGCGCAUCCCAAUGAGGCGAUAUUAGCAUCAGAAGUUGGAUGUACCUCGUCGUAG